Sphaerodactylus townsendi is the source of this 957-nucleotide messenger RNA. Its product is annotated as olfactory receptor 6F1-like. The record is from RefSeq and is a predicted model, not a curated record. Bases 1 to 957 code for a protein of 318 amino acids. Gene Ontology annotation, cellular component: membrane. Gene Ontology annotation, molecular function: G protein-coupled receptor activity; olfactory receptor activity. Gene Ontology annotation, biological process: G protein-coupled receptor signaling pathway. The transcript has a single exon. NCBI's taxonomy places the organism in Eukaryota, Metazoa, Chordata, Lepidosauria, Squamata, Sphaerodactylidae.
AUGACGGUCAACGUGACAUUAAAUAACCCAGGAGCAUCUACGUUCAUCUUAGUUGGGUUUCCAGGUAAUAAGAAUGUGCAGGUUUUGUAUUUCAUCAUCUUCCUCCUCAUCUAUCUUUUCACUCUUUUGGGAAAUAUUAUCCUACUAUUGACACUAAAGGCAGAGUCAAAUCUUCAUACACCUAUGUAUUUCUUCCUAAGUAACCUUGCAGUCUUGGAGAUUGGAUACACUUCAGUCACUGUUCCUAAACUGCUGGAAAUCUCCUUAGGAAAAGAGGGAGCUAUCUCAUUUCCAGCAUGUUUCAUGCAGACUUACUUUUUCUUCUUCCUGGGGUCUACGGAGUGCUUCUUAUUUGCUGUCAUGGCCUAUGAUCGUUAUCUGGCCAUCUGCCAUCCUCUGCGAUACUCAACACUCAUGUGCAACAGAGUAUGCAUCUUCCUAUCUUUAGGAUCCUGGAUUACUGGUUUUAUCAAUCCUUGCCCACCUGUCAUCGUGCUUAGUAGACUGCACUACUGUGACAACAUUAUCAACCACUUCUUCUGUGAUUGUGUACCACUUCUCAGUCUUUCAUGUAGUAAUACAUAUGUCCUCAGCACAGCCAUUUUUGUCAGCUCAUUUGUCAUAGUGUUAGGUACAUUCCUCUUGAUCAUGCUUUCAUAUGCUUGCAUUUUGGUCACCCUCCUAAGGAUGUCCUCAGCUACCAAUCGACAGAAGGCAUUUUCCACCUGCUCUGCCCACCUGACUGUGGUCUUGUUGUUUUAUGGAACUGUGAUUUUCAUGUAUGUGUCUCCCACACCACAGCAGACAAUGGAAAUUAACAAGGUAGUAUCUUUUAUCUACAGUGUGGUGACCCCCAUGCUUAAUCCCAUUGUCUACAGCUUGAGAAAUGAAAAUGUCAAAAAGGGUUUGAAAAGACUGAUGCUAAGGAAAUUCUAUCCUACAAGUCGAACUACUUAG